Podarcis lilfordi (Lilford's wall lizard) is the source of this 8680-nucleotide messenger RNA. The record is from the annotation of a GenBank genome assembly. Lineage: Eukaryota; Metazoa; Chordata; Lepidosauria; Squamata; Lacertidae.
AUGGAGAACCCGGUGGAGAGCCUGCACAAAGAAGCCACUUGCUCCAUCUGCCUGGAGUACUUCCGCGACCCGGUCUCCAUCCCUUGCGGCCACAGCUUCUGCAGGUCGUGCAUCGCGCAGUGCUGGAAGGAGCGCAGCACCGAUUUCUCGUGUCCUCAGUGCCGGGUGGUGUCCCUGCAGAGGAAUUUCAGGCCCAACCGCGAGCUGGGCAACGUGGUGGAGAUCGCCAAGAGGCUGGGCUCCCGCACCGAGCAGGAGGAGCCGGGCGGCGGCGGCGGCGGCGGGAGGCAGCUGUGCCAGAAGCACCGCGAGGCGCUGAAGCUCUUCUGCAGCGAGGAGGAAGACCUCAUCUGCUGCAUCUGCCGGGAGUCCCGAGCGCACAGGAGCCACGCUGUGUUCCCCGUGGAGGAAGCGGCCCAGGAUUAUAAGGUGAAUAGUGGAGGGCACACGAGCGCGCACUUGACCGGGAACCAGGCAGAGGGGCCUUCUCGGUAGUGGCGCCCGCCCUGUGGAACGCCCUCCCAUCAGAUGUCAAAGAGAUAAACAACUACCUGACAUUUAGAAGACAUCUGAAGGCAGCCUUGUUCAGGGAAGUUUUUAAUGUUUGACAUUUUAAUGUAUUUUUAAUCUUUGUUGGAAGCCACCCAGAGUGGCUGGGGAAACCCAGCCAGAUGGGCGGGGUACAAAUAAAUUAUUAUUAUUAUUAUUAUUAUUAUUAUUAUUAUUAUUUGGCGCCCUUGAGGCACCCCUUCCUCAGAAUGGUGGAAUAUAGGAAGGUGGCUCACACCCAGUGCCGGAUUUACGUAUAAGCUAAACAAGCUGUAGUUUAGGGCCCCACUCUCUUGGGACCCCAAAAAUUUCAAAGGGGGAAAAAACUGGAUGUACAUUUCCAAAAUAUAAGAUAAAAAAUAAAUGAAAUAAAACCUACAUACAGCAACAGUGUUUUGUGUUGUGUAGGCUCCUAGGAUGUAAUAAUAAUAAUAAUAAUUUAUUAUUUGUACCCCACCCAUCUGGCUGGGUUUCCCCAGCUACUCUGGGCGGCUUCCAACAAAGAUUAAAAAUACAACAAAACGUCACACAUUAAAAACUUCCCUGAACAGGGCUGCCUUCAGAUGUCUUCUAAAAGUCUGGUAGUUGUUUAUCUCCUUGACAUCUGAUGGGAGGGCAUUCCACAGGGCGGGCGCCACGUCCGAGAAGGCCCUCUGCCUGUUUCCCUGUAGCUUUGCUUCUCGCAGUGAGGGAACUGCCAGAAGGCCCUCGGCAUUGGACCUCAGUGUCUGGGCAAAACGAUGGGGAUGGAGACGCUCCUUCAGUCAUGGGCCCUGCCUGCUAGCCUGCUCCCUAAAAUAUCACUGGUUUGCUCAUUUCUAGAUAUGGGGUGCCUACAUUCUGCAUGGACUGGUUGCAUGGCAACAUGGGCAAAUGGCUUUAGAUACCUAUUAGGUCCAUCAAUUACCCUUUAGCAUAUAUUCAACACAAAAAACAGCGACAGUUUGUUGUUGACAAAGGACAGCUGGACAUAUAAAGGCCCCAUUACCUUCAGUAGCUUAGGGCCUCAUCAAACCUAAAUCCGGCCCUGCUCCCACCAAGUCCAUUGGUCCAUUUUGCUUGGUAAUGACAGUGGUUCUCCAGGAUUGCAGGAAAGAGUCUCACCUAGGGCUGCCAUAUUUCAAAAAGCAAAAACCAGGACACCCUGAGCUGUUGACUCCCAAACUGUGUGGUGCUUUUUUUAAAAAAAAAGUAAAAAAACCCACAAUUUUUCUAUUAUUUAAUGCAACAUUAUGUUGUUGAUGAUGAUGACAUUGAGAGCAACCUACCAAUAUUAUUAGUGCUCUUAGCAGCAGCAGUAGUAUUGUUCCUUCUCGUCUGAAGAAUCUUGUUAGUUGGUUUUCCCCCCUUCUUGCCUUUGAAACUAUGUAUGACGUUGAAAGUAUGUUUGAAGUUGGAGAAAUAAAAUGCUGGGUUAAUGCCAUAAUAUUUUAUUUCCACUGCUCCAUAAUCUGAGUGGGUUUCUUUUGUUCCCGUGUUGAUUAUGGAAUAUCAGUAUUUUUUUGUGUCUCACUAUAGGUUAAAUUGGAUGUAACCCGUUGCUUGUGUGUGAGGCAGCAGGGGCGUUAGUUAAUAACGAUAACACUAUUUCAAAAUAAGUUUCUCUUUGUUUAGAAAGAAAUCCAGAGCCGUCUGCAGAGCUUAAAGGAAGAGAAAGAGAAGCUCCUGGGGUUAAAACUGGCUGGAGAAAAUAGGCACCAGGAAUAUCUGGUCAGUAUAGAAUCCUGUGGUAUAGCCUAGCAAGGAAUGUGGGCAUUAGUUUAUCUUCUAAAAAAGCAUAUGUGCUUUUUACAUCCUGGAUCUUGAAAAUAUAAUCCAGGGCUUUAAUCAGCAGACCAAGUAGGAAACAGUGAUGGCCGCCAGCUUGGAAGGCUUAAAAGUGGGCUAACAAAAUUCACGUAGGGUAAGACUAUCAGUGGUUGGAGUCAUCUGGGAACAGGGAGGAUAUAUAGACCUCGUAGAGUUCCAAAUGCAGCUCUUUCCCCAUGGCAACAUUUCACUAUAUAAGAAGAGCCUUGCUGGAUCGAACAAAAGACCCAUCCUUUCUCGCAGGCAGGUUCUCUGAUGUUCUAGUUGCUUCUGAAUUUUAGCUUUUUGUUUUGUUGCUUUGAAUACUUGCAUUUUGAUUUGUGCAAUUCCCUGCCUCAAAUGCAGAUGACACCAAACUGAGAGAGGUAGUUAAUGCCAUGGAAGACAGAAUCAGAGUUCAAGAUGACCCUAACAGAUUGCAGAACUGGGUCCAAACUAACACAAUGAAUUUGAAUACGAACAAAUUUAAGGUUUUACACUUAGGUAGAAAGAACCAGCUGCACAAAUAUAAGAUGGGGGGACACCUGGCUUGCCCGUAGUACAUGUGAAAAGGAUCUAGGAGUCUUAGUAGACCACAAGCUGAACAUGAGUCAACAGUGUGAUGCAACAGCAAAAAAGAAAAGAAAAAAAGCUAAUGCUUUUCUAGGCUGCAUCAACAGAAGUACUGUGUCCAGAUCAAGGGAAGUAAUCUCUGUUCUGCCUUGGUCAGACCACACCUGGAAUACAGUGUCCAGUUCUGGGUACCACAGUUUAAGAGGGAUGUUGACAAGCUGGAACAUGUGCAGAGGAGGGGCAACCAAGAGGAUCAAGGGUCUAGAAACCAGGCCUUAUGAGGAACAGUUGAGGGAAUUGGGUAUGUUUAGCCUGGAAAAGAGGAGACUGAGAGGAGAUAUGAUAGCCAUCUUCAUAUAUCUAAGGCGCUGUCACAUUGUGCCUUCAAAUCGCGCUGCUGAAUUUUAAAAUCAAAACUUAGCAUAUUUUGGUUUUCCAAACGAGUUCCAGUAUUUCAGAUUAAUUUCUGCUUAUUUGAGGGGUGUUUGCUGAUCUUCCCAACGCCCUGACCCAUCUUUCUCCCACUUUCCUCCCUAUGUUACAGAAGCAAACAGAAGCUGAGAGGCAGAAAUUGAUGUCUGAAUUUGAGCUGGUGCAUCACUUUCUGGAGGAGCAAGAAAAACUCCUGCUGCUUCAGCUGAAUGAGCUGGAGAAGGAGAUUAUGAAGCAUCAGAAAGAACAUGGGGGAAAGUUUUCUGAUGAGAUUGUCUCUCUCAGUGCCCUGAUAGAUGAGAUAGAAGAGAAGUGUACACAGCCAGACAGCGAAUUCUUGCAGGUGAGAUGAGGUGGUUGUUGGGUGGGGUAGAACUGAAAAAAGGACACAUCAAACUGAAGAAUAAGCCUAAAGCUGUCCUUAACAUAACUGAAUCCUUAUACUUAUUGCCCAGUAAGUAAUACACAGGGUCCAGCUAAGUGUAUGCAGACCAGAAAAGAGCUAUAUAAAUAGCAAACACUAUUGUUAGAUGUAUCUUUCUACCGCAGUUGAAAUGGCUUGCUCAGUAAUGCCUGUCUCCCUGUCUCAGCAGAUGAAUGCAUAAUUUCAUUCCAAUUAACUCAUUUCCCCCUGCCCUGCUUUCUUCUCCUAAUGAGUAGAAGGUGUGCAGUUUCUAAACUACGCUGUCUCUGUUUCUCAGAUAUAAGUGGCUAUAAUGAGAAUCUCCUGUUAUGCUCAUGUUGAUGCAGAGUUCCUGUCUUUCUCUUUCCUAUCCACCUACGCUCCUGUUCUCUCUCUAGGAUAUCAGAAGCACCUUGGGCAGGUAUGUGGCACUGACCCCCACUGAAGGCAUACAUGUGCAUAAAUAUAUGCCCUUAAGAUUGCCCUGCUUCAUUCUGGUUUGCAGAUGGUUUGCUUUUCAAAAUACUAAAACUGUGGUAUACUGUGACAGACCGUCUUGCCCAGAGAUGGGGAACCAGGUGUUGUUGGACACCAGCUCCCAUCAGGCCCAGCCUGUGUACCUGUCAGGGAUGAUGGGAGUUGUAGUCCAGCACCAUCUGCAGAACAACAUGUUCCACCAUCCCUGAUCUAACCAGCACUGUCAACUCUGAAUGUGAAGGAUUAUCCAGAAUCUCAGGCAGAGUUCUUUCCUGCAAUUGCUAGUUGUGAUCCUAUAAGUGAAGAUGCCAUGAGCUGGGCCGGGUCUUUUGUACAUGUGGAUCUCUGGCUCUUCCCACUUUUGUUAGCAGCUCCUCCCAGUCUCCAAGCUGAGAUGGGCUUUCUGCUUCUUCCAUAUUCAUACAAUCACACUUUGGAUACUCUUGGACUUUGGUUUGUAUUACUGUGACGCGGGUGGCGCUGUGGUCUAUACCACUGAGCCUCUUGGGCUUGCCGAUCGGAAGGUUGAUGGUUCGAAUCCCUGCGACGGGGUGAGCUCCCGUUGCUCUGUCCCAGCUCCUGCCAACCUAACAGAAAGCACGCCAGUGCAAGUAGAUAAAUAGGUACCACUGUGGCGGGAAGGUAAACGGCGUUUCUGUGAGCUCUGGUUUCCAUAACAGUGUCCCGUUUCGCCAGAAGCGGUUUAAUCCUGCUGGCCACAUGACCUAGAAAGUGGACAAAUGCUGGCUCUCUUGGCCUAAAAGUGAGAUGAGCGUCACAACCCCAUGGUCGCCUUUCACUGGACCUAACCGUCCAGGGGUCCUUUUCCUUUUUUUACCUUGUGUGAGAGCUAUUCCAGAAUGCCUUUUUAAAAAAUGGACAGAGACACUGUGCUCUUAACAGCUUCACAAAAAAUUGUUCUGAGGAGCCCAGGAUAUGCUUUUCCUGGCAUAGCAAAAAUAACAAACAAAAUGUGGGAUUUAGUCUCUUUUGCAAAAUCACAUUUAACAGAAUAGUCAUAAGACCAAUGAAUGCACUGAAGAAAAACAUUUCCCCAGCUACAAAAUCCUGCAGUAUCACUUAUCAGAAAAUAGGGUGCUCUUACAGAGAAACUCCAGUCAUCUCACUGCUUCUCCCAGAGAGCAAAAUGUACUCGUACUGUACAGUUCCACCUCUGAGGAACACAUACUACUAUUUCACCUGUUUUAUCACAGCGCCAGCUUCCAGGGCUGAAUCUUGGACCAGCACCGACUCAGAUUUAAGUACAACUUUUGCCUGUAAAAAACCAAGUGUCACGCAGCCUUAAUCAGGCAUCUGCAGAACGGUGGGAAACUGACGCAUUUCUUUUUCCAAGGUUUGACAAGGAGCCCUUUCAGCCCCCUGAAGAGAUGCCAUCCAAGGUGGAAAAAAGACUCGGUGAAUUAUCUGAGAAAAACAGUGUGCUCACAGAUAUCCUGAAUAACUUCAAAGGUACUGAUGACCUGCUUUAAAAGUUGCAAGUAGAGCUUGGGGCUAAAGGGUGCAAUGUGAACCACUCCUGUUCAGGAUUCCUGGCAGCCACGCUGUCUUCCAGAAUACUCCAGGCUGCCCCCCCCCCCCGUUUUCUGUCCCUCACAAAAAAAGACAUUCAGCCUUCAUGAGUACAAUUCCUCCCUGGGCUGUUCUGUUUUGGUGGGGGAGUGCCCCAUUAGUUCACCUGCCCCCUCUCACUAUCCCCUGAAAUGUGGGAUUUCCUCUUGAGCUUGUUGAUGUCUCCCCUAUGUUUAGGGAAGCUUUUAACAUUUGAUGAAUUAUUGUAUUUUAAUAUUCUGCUGGAAGCCGCCCAGAGUGGCUGGGGAAACCCAGCCAGAUGGGCGGGGUAUAAAUAAUAAAUAAUAUAUUAUUAUUAUUAUUAUUAUUUGUCACCUUAUUUUGGUUGCAGUUCUGACAGCUCUCGUCAGCUGAGUUUGCUACCAGAACGAAUGGCUGGAAAAGUAUACAGUGGUACCUUGGGUUACAUAUACCUCCGGUUGCAGACACUUCAGGUUACAGACUCCCCUAACCCAGAAAUAGUGCCUCGGGUUAAGAACUUUACCUCAGGAUGAGAACAGAAAUCACGUGGCAGCAGGAGGAGGCCCCAUUUGCAAAAGUGGUACUUCAGGUUAAGAACAGUUUCAGGUUAAGAACGGACCUCCGGAACGAAUUAAGUUCGUAACCAGAGGUACCACUGUAAAUCCAUUCUCAUUUGGAAGGUAUUCUUGAAAAGUAUUGCAAAGUGUCAAAAAGUGCAUUCUGCGCGCAUAUAUAUUUUAGAUCCUUUAAUAAUAAUAAUAAUAAUUUAUUAUUUAUACCCCGCCUAUCUGGCUGGGUUUCCCCAGCCACUCUGGGCAGCUUCCAACAAAAUAUUAAAAUACAGUCAUCUGUCAAACAAUAAAAGCUUCCCUUUCUGAGCUUUUGGAAGAUAUGACUGAGUUUAUUAUUCGGUCUCCCUUAAUUUCUCUUUUUCUGGCAAUCCUGUCCAUUCCCUUUCAACUACCCGCUAAGUAUUUGCAGCAGAAAAUAUACCUACUUGCAGCAAGGAGAGUGAGAGAGGAUAAUGAAACCCACUUUUCUGAGAAUAUAUAAAUGAAAUUAGAAAUUGAUCACUCUUUGAAAAUCACGUAUGUCUCCUCUCAUCCCUUAGACACUCUGCCAUCAGAACUGGGGACAGAAUGGGGUAAGCAACUGGUGAAAACAUUUACGAGAUAAGUUAGUUCAUUCAUGUUUGGUUCUGGAAAGACAUAGUUGAUACGGAGAGGUCUGAACUUAACUGGAUCAGUUUGAUUGCGACAGUUAAAUCUUGAGGUGCCGUUGUUAAUGUUGUCAUCAUCACCAUUGUCAACAUCAUUAAAUUUAUUGCCUGCCCUUCACCAGCAGGUUCCGUAUCAAAAACAGCUUAAACAAAGGAAUGGGCCGGGGUGGGGGGCUUCUGAAAGAACACAUCUCAUUUGUCAAAUGAGCUCUGUACCACAGGCUCCUAAACUACAGCCAGUGUGGUGUAGUGGUUCAGAGUGGUGAACUCGUAAUCUGGUGAACCGGAUUUGAUUCCCCGCUCCUCCACAUGCAGCUGCUGGGUGACCUUGGGCCAGUCACACUUCUCUGAAGUCUCUCAGCCCCACUCACCUCACAGAGUAUUUGUUGUGGGGAAGGAAGGGAAAGGAGAUUGUUAGCCGCUUUGAGACUCCUUAGGGUAGUGAUAAAGCGGGAUAUCAAAUCCAAAUCCAAUUUGGAAUUAGCUGACAAAAAUAUAAACUGUUCCUUUAUCCCACAUAUUCUCUCUCUCUCUCUCUCUCUCUCUCUCUCUCUCUCUGCAGUCAACAUAACCCUUGACACAGACACAGCAAACCCGCAAAUCAUAAUCUCUGAGGAUCGAAAAAGCGCGAGAUGGGACGUCACCAGGACAGAUGUGCCCCAUAACCCUAAGCGAUUUAAGUCCUCUUGCUGCGUGCUGGGCUGCGAAGGAUUCACUUCCGGGAGACAUUACUGGGAAGUCAACGUGGAGGAUGGGGGCAUUUGGGCUGUGGGGGUAGCCCGGGCCUCUGUGAGGAGGAAGAUAGAGCUCAAGCUGACCCCGGAGGAAGGGAUCUGGGCCUUGCAAGGGGAUUUUGGUCAAUACCAGGCUCUCACUACCCCUGUGACACCUCUGUCCCCCCUCUGCACCCCUAGGAGAAUCCGAGUAUUUCUGGACUAUGAAAGGGGGCAGGUGGAAUUUCUUAAUGCUGACACAAAGGACUCUCUCUUCAUUUUCCCUUCGGCUUCAUUCUCUGGUGAGAGAGUUUUCCCCUUUUUUAAGGUGCUGCUUGCCCAGCUGACACUUGAUGGCUGAUGGGUCCCUCACUCAAGAUCACUUAACGCAGAUUAGUUACUCCUUAAUGCCGCUGUUCAAGUUCACUACACUGUACUUGAAAUCGGGAGGGGUAAAAGUUGGAGUAGACGUGCCCUUCCAAUGCAUGCUGAUGAACGGUUAUGAUUAAUCCACCCGAUUGGUUGCCAAGCACAGCACCAUCACUUGGUGGUGCUCCUUACUCCAGAUUUAAUUCACGGAGAUCGCAAGGGUGCAAUUUUUUUGCAUGCGGCAUUAUAGAUGGAUGGUGCCAAAGUAAUGUUCAGGCUAGAGUGGGUUCAAAACACUUGGCUUCAAUAAAAUAGGAGGUCGCCGUUUGUGUGUGUGGAUGCAGAGAGGCUCUUUGUCAAAGCACUCGGCGCAGCGCCAGUUCUUAUCACAAAAGUCACUGUUGUAGCAGGAACUUGAGUUUGCCAAUGAACUAUAUAGCCCUUCUCUGAAACUACCUUCACCAAAGAUACAUUAAGUGGAGAAUAGUUGGCUGCUUGGUUUUCCUAUGUUGCUGCAUUAAAGAUGUGUUGUUGUUGUUGUUCAUGACGAUGUUGAUGUUUCAAUGUAUUUAAUUGUGUAAACCGCCUCCUAUGCCCACAGACUGA